CGCAGUCAGCCGCUGUCCAGUCAGGUGUCUAGCGUUGGGUUCUUGAAAAGAGGCUUCAUGGAGGGGUUCGUUUGUUUUGGUUUGGAGUUUUAGGUGUCUUCUUUCUUUAGUUUGGCGUUAAGGCCGAGAAUUAGAAGGAUUUUGAGACAAUGGUUAAUGAAUCAGAGGCUAAUCAAGGUACACCUGAAAUUGUACAUUCAAAUCAACUGCUCAAGGGAUUGAAUCAACUUCGCCAGCGACAUGAACUGUGUGAUGUUGAACUUUGUGCCGGAAAAAACAGAGUUUCAGCUCAUCGUGUAGUCUUGUCGGCGUGUAGCCCAUACUUUAAUGCUAUGUUCACAGGAAAGCUUCUUGAAAGCCAGAAACAAGUCAUUUAUUUGAAAGAUAUCGACGAAAGUGCCCUUCAUAUUCUAGUCGAUUUCGCCUACACAGGAAAAGCUCAAGUUACACAGGAAAACGUCCAAGUUUUACUGCCAGCUGCCAACAUGCUGCAGUUAAACAGGGUCAAGGAGAUAUGCUGUCACUUUCUCAGCCAACAGCUUCAUCCUAGCAACUGUUUAGGAAUCAGCAAGUUUUCAGACGCGUACUCUUGUCAAAGUCUGCAAAAAAGAUCUAGGAAGUACAUUCAAGAUCACUUCCAAGAAGUUAUCCAGUACGAGGAAUAUCUCCUCUUGUCACCUUGUCAGCUGACGGACCUACUCCGCGACGAUAACCUAAACGUUGUUUCAGAACAAGUUGUGUUCGAAGCAGUUCUAUCUUGGAUUAGGCAUAAACUCCAGGAGAGAAUAUCGCUUCUUGGAAAACUACUUCAGAACGUCCGUUUACCUUUGUUGACGUCGCGUUUUCUUACACUGAGCUACGAGACAAAUGAACUUAUUCGGGCAGAUAGAGCAAGCCAAGUUUUGUUACAUGAUGCUUUAAAUUACAGACAUAUUCAAGGGAAGUGCCCUUCUUUUAGCACCACAGUCAUCCCUCGACGUGCGCCGAAGCGAAUCUUUGCCUUGGGGGGUAAAAAUGGUCUUUUUGCAACUUUGAGUAGUGUAGAAUAUUAUGAACCCGAGAGGGACAAAUGGAUUGAAGUGUCCAGCAUGAAUCUAAGAAGAUUCGAGUUUGGAGCAGCAGUAUUAGAUGGUAAACUGUAUGCUGUGGGUGGCCUGGUGUGUGGUGUUGGUGUCCACAGUGGAGCACCCUUCAGGUACUGUGACAAUGGAAGUGAAUGUUUUGAUCCUGAUACAGGGCAAUGGAGUAGAGUACCUCCUAUGAAUCAGUGUCGCAGCAACCACACAGUGCAACCAUUAGGUGGGUACCUUUAUUCUCUUGGUGGUUAUGAUGGUAACUCUUACCUCAACACAGUGGAGUGCUACAAUAGUCGUACCAAACAGUGGAGUCAUGUGGUGCCAAUGCACUACAGUCGCAGCUGCUUUGCCACAGCAGCAUGUGAUGGAUAUCUUUAUGCUCUGGGAGGAUACGGGCCAUCUUAUCUCCGAACUGUUGAAAGAUAUGAUCCUGCUUCAAAUUCAUGGGAAAUGAUGCCAGCAAUGAGCACCUAUAGAAUUAAUUUUGGUGUUGGAGUUUUGAAUGGAUGUCUUUAUGUUGUUGGCGGUCACAAUGGGGUGUCCCAUUUACGAAGUGUGGAGCGUUUUGAUCCGUUGUCUAGUGAAUGGACUAUGGUGGCACCUAUGAGUCGACCACGAACAGGUCUUAGUGUUGCUGUAUUGAAUGGAUUUUUGUAUUCAGUUGGAGGACAUGAUGGAUCAGGUUACCUCAAUCUUGUUCAGUGCUAUGAUCCAAAUACAAAUACAUGGCACAAUGUCAAAAGCAUGUGUUCAAGUCGUUGUAGUUUUGGUAUAGCGACUCUUUAACUUUUGUUACAAUAAAAUAAAACAUGCAGUGAGAACUCUUUUGUUCUAAUGGACAGAAAAUAAUUAUUAAGAAUUGAUAGCCCUCAAUAAUUCAGUCAUUGGCAGGAUGGUAAAUAUAAUUUUAUAAGCUUUAUUUUUUCUCUGAUGUUUAAUGCUCUUGAUUUAAGACGCUUAAACAAUCCGCAAAUAUUGGAAGUUAAUCAGCCAUAAACUUAAAGUUACAAAGAAAUAAUCUUAGGUUUUAUUCAGCCAAGGAAGGGUUAUUUUGGGUGACAUGAACAUAAAAUAUUAGAAGAAUUCAAGGAUUUUAUUCUUUGACUAAAAUAAUUAUUUACAUUUGAUGUGUACCCAAGCCUGGUGCAGGCAGGCAGGCAGCCAUGUCAGUGGUUGAAACUUUUACAUGUACAGGUCUUAUGGGUAUCAUUGUUAUUACUUGGAAAUCUAAGAAUUGAGGGUGAGCUGACUUCUCUUUCUAAAUUUAGGAGUGGUAGUGAUAUGUUUUAUCUACAGACUGUACCAUGGCCAGCCAGCUGAACUAUUUGUGGUAAUGAUAAAGAUUCUCCUCAGCACAACUGUACAUCAUUGAUUAUGCAUUAACACUCACACUUGUCUGGAAGAAUCCUUUUAUUUUAACAGUACAAAAUCUCAUUAAAUUCUUUUAGUUUAGGGUGUGAAAUAUGUUAAGUUCCUGUUAGUUAUUAGUGCAGCCAUUUCUCUCUGUUUGUUUCUGAAAGACAUAACUUAUGAAAUAAUAUCAACACAAUGUGCUAAUUAACAAUAUUAUUACUUUUAUGAGUGAAGAUUUACUCUCAAGUAAUGAUGAUGUGAAGUUAUCUUGAUGCAAAUAAUGUUUGUAUCACUUUCAUACAAUUUAUUAGGGAUUAUACUUCCUUGUUUUGUUCAUUAUUACUGUCAUGUAAGAUAUUCCUUAAUUAAAAGGCCCUGAAUUUGGUGUAUUUCAUGCUGUCUGUACAUGUUAAUCAUAUGAUCUGCUUGGAGGCAAAGAUUGCUAGUAUCAGAAAUAGUUGAACUUAGGUUAUCUGAUGAAAACAGAAGACCCAUUCUAAUCCAAAUUCCUGCUAAUUGCCAUGCCUACUUCUAGGAAUUGCAAAAUAAGCUCUCUGAUUUUCUUUUUCACUGAUCCACUAUCCAUUUGGAGUUACGUUAAGUUUGUAGUAACUCCAUCAUUUUCACCAUAUUUGUACUAAUUAGAUAUAAUGGCUGCUGAAUUCACAAGUCUUUCUUGGAUUGUAUAUUAGUAGUGCAGUUGAAUGCAGUAAUUGAGACCAUUACAUUCAUACAUUAGGGAAAAAAGUUUGUUUUUAUUGUAACAUCCUAUACCUCAGGUGGCUCUUAAAGAAACUGUCAGGUUUUUAAAAAAAAUUACUCUAAACUUGUGUGUUGGUGAUUGAUAGGUAUUAAUAGUAUCUGUUUUCUUCCAAUACCAAUAAAAUCACCAAUGAAUUCAUCUCA
Pocillopora verrucosa is the source of this 3335-nucleotide messenger RNA. RefSeq names its product kelch-like protein 28. The record is from RefSeq and is a predicted model, not a curated record. Lineage: Eukaryota; Metazoa; Cnidaria; Anthozoa; Scleractinia; Pocilloporidae. Gene Ontology annotation, molecular function: protein binding.